AUGUCGCAUACAAUACUGCUCAUUCAACCAACAUCAAGGCCUGAUUCUCGAACGUGGUCUGAUUAUGAGACCACCACUGAAUGUAUGGAAGGAGUGUGCAAGAUUUUCGAGGAGCAUCUAAAGAAGUUGAAUCCGAAGUCGGCUUCGAUUACGUACGACGUGCAAAACCUAUUUCAUUUUAUUGAUCGGCUGGGUGAUCUUUCAUGUUUAGUGUUUAACGAUGCCACUAGCACUUACGCCCCACACAACAAGGUGUGGAUUAAGGAACAAAUCUACAAGAUGCUGCAACGACAAGCAACGAAAUAA
Enterobius vermicularis (human pinworm) is the source of this 306-nucleotide messenger RNA. NCBI's taxonomy places the organism in Eukaryota, Metazoa, Nematoda, Chromadorea, Rhabditida, Oxyuridae. The record is from the annotation of a GenBank genome assembly.